Molecule: messenger RNA, 3411 nt
Organism: Jaculus jaculus (lesser Egyptian jerboa)
Lineage: Eukaryota; Metazoa; Chordata; Mammalia; Rodentia; Dipodidae
Gene: Znf512
Product: zinc finger protein 512
Exons: 15
Coding region: 339-1808 (489 amino acids)
Molecular function (GO): zinc ion binding
Source: RefSeq, a predicted model, not a curated record
GUCGGUGUGGCCGGAGCCCUUGGGUGGAAUUGUUAGGCGUGGAGGGGGAGUGAUGUCUUCCAGACUCGGUGCAGGCCCCGCCACUCCGGGACCCACAUCUUUUAAGCAGCAGAGGAGCGCCAGGAUCGUAGGAGCUAAGAAGUUGGCAUAGAGACAUGAAAAACAAAUAAAGGCUGGAGAGAUGGCUCAGCAGUUAAAGCAGGACCCAGUGCUCCAUAAAGGAUAAUAGUUUCCAGUACACCAUCCCUCAUGAUGACUCCUUAAGUGGCUCAUCAUCUGCCUCCUCGUGUGAACCAGCCAGCGAUUUCCCAGCAUCCUUCAGAAAGUCUACCUACUGGAUGAAGAUGAGAAGGAUCAAGCCAGCUACCUCGCAUGUUGAAGGAGCAGGUGCAGUAUCUACCAAAGGAAAAAAGAAACCCAGGCAGGAAGAAGAUGACGACUACCGAGAAUUUCCUCAGAAGAAGCAUAAGCUUUAUGGGAGGAAACAGCGGCCUAAAAUUCAGCCCCAUCCCAAACCCCAGGCUCGUCGCAUUCGGAAGGAGCCACCAGUAUAUGCAGCAGGCAGUUUGGAGGAACAAUGGUACUUAGAAAUCGUGGAUAAAGGCAGUGUUUCCUGCCCUACCUGCCAGGCAGUGGGGAGGAAGACCAUAGAGGGUUUAAAGAAACACAUGGAAAACUGCAAACAGGAAAUGUUUACUUGUCAUCAUUGUGGGAAGCAACUACGUUCAAUGGCAGGGAUGAAGUAUCAUGUUAUGGCGAAUCAUAAUAGUUUGCCUAUUUUGAAGGCUGGAGAUGAAGUAGAUGAGCCAAGUGAGCGGGAACGGCUGAGAACAGUUCUAAAGAGACUGGGAAAACUCAGGUGCAUGCGUGAGAGUUGUUCCAGUACUUUUACCAGCAUUAUGGGAUAUAUGUACCAUGUUAGAAAAUGUGGUAAAGGGGCUGCAGAGCUGGAGAAGUUGACCCUGAAAUGCCACCACUGUGGAAAACCAUACCGGUCGAAGGCUGGGCUUGCUUAUCACCUGAGGUCAGAGCAUGGGCCUGUACCCUUCUUUCCAGAGUCAGGACAGCCAGAGUGUUUAAAAGAGAUGAGCCUGGAAACAAAGAGUGGGGGCCGAGUUCAGAGGCGUUCUGCCAAGAUAGCUGUGUACCACCUGCAGGAGCUGGCCUCUGCUGAGCUGACUAAGGAGUGGCCCAAGAGGAAGGUGCUCCAGGACCUGGUGCCUGAUGAUCGGAAGUUAAAAUAUACUCGUCCUGGGCUGCCUACUUUCAGCCAAGAAGUGCUACACAAAUGGAAGAUGGAUAUCAAGAAGUAUCAUCGCAUUCAGUGCCCUAACCAGGGCUGUGAGGCUGUCUACAGUAGUGUAUCUGGCCUUAAAGCUCACCUGGGCUCUUGUACAUUGGGAAGCUUCGUGGCUGGGAAGUACAGGUGUCUCCUCUGUCAGAAGGAGUUUGUGUCAGAGAGUGGUGUCAAGUAUCACAUCAACUCCGUCCAUGCCGAGGACUGGUUUGUUGUAAACCCAUCAACCACGAAAAGCUUUGAGAAGCUGAUGAAGAUAAAGCAGCGGCAGCAGGAGGAAGAAGAGCGGAGGCAACAGCACAGGGGUAGACGGUCUCUACGGAGGCGACAGCAGCCUGCCACCGAGCUUGCUGAGGCCCAGCCUAGUCCUAGAGUAGGGAAGGAACAAAAGGGGACCGAUGAGGAACUGGUGGUGUCAACCUUCUGUAAAGAAUCUGAGCAGGAGCCAGUACCAGCACAGCCCUCCAAAGUAAAGCCUGCAAAGACAACUCACAGGCGAGGAAGGAAAUAGGCAGUCACUAAGUGAGCUCCUAGCAGAGUGGACGUGACUCUGUAGUCAUGGGGACCUGUGCGGGGAGCCUGAGGCUUGGGGCCGAGUGAAGAUGUUUUCAGCUAUUGGUGUAGGUCUGACUUUCUCAGCUUUCUCAUGUAAAUUUCAUGGUUUUCCUAAUUCACUUUUUUGUUCCCCCCUUUUUCAUUGGUUCAUACUAUUCCUCAUUGAAGUUCUCUUGCUUUUUCUUCUGCUGCCCAACUAUCUCUCUCAGAAAACCAACUGCAGCCCCUGUACAUGACUAAGGAACCAUCCCGGUUAUUAUUUCCUUCCUGAGAUGAACAUUCUUGGAAUUACAUUGCUUUAAUGGCCACUCCAUCAUCUAGCCUAUAAAACAAUUUCAAUCUCAGAUUUUUUAAAUCCAUGACAGGUUUUAUCAUUCUGUACUUGUGGUAUUAAAAGAAAGCUUAGAAACUAGACUUGUCACUUUUGUUAAUGAACAUGAAUCCUGGGAAAACAAAACUGUGGGGUCCUUUUGUCUACACUUUGGCAUUAAGAUUGAGAAGAAGACAAGGGCCUAGGAUGAAAAGGCUUAGAAACUCACUGUACUUAUCUCCUAAGAACUACUUGGUUUGUACCAAGUAGUAGAUUAGAGACUAACCAGACCCACAGGCAUGGAAAGUAGCCUUUGAAAUCAUGUCCCAAACAUGUAAAAUGAAUAGGAAGACAAAAGCAAAAGCAGCAAUAAAUACUGCCUCACCUUUCCCGGGGUCUGAGGCUUAUCUGUUACUAGGAUCAGUGUCCUGAAGCUUCGUUUUGCCCCCGUGGUUUUAAGAAUUGAGAAAUGGCCAUUGCCUCUGAUGUGUGAACAUAGUAUAUUAGUGCCCCUUACAUUGCCACUGAGGUUGCACACCAAGGCGUGCGUUCCUUCUCCCUGGACUUGACCUCACUUGUUAGGCUACAUCUGCUAAGUCUUCAUCCAUACCAUCCGCCCAUCUCUGUCUCUGAAUGUUCUCCAAAUAUUGUCCUAUUCUGUUUCCUAUACAGAAUUCUAUCUGCUUUAUAUUGUGAGACUUGAACACAUGUAGAUAUUUCUCUGGAGCUGUACCUCAUGCCUACCUGGUGGUGUUUAAUGGACUCUUUUCCCUGUGGGGUGGCGAGCUUUGGAGCACUGGUUAGCACAGCCGUGUUGUCGUGUUUUUGGAUUCUCUUUUUCCUGUGUAAAUAUUGUCUUUCUAUAUUCCUGCCUAUUGUGUGGCAUGUGCCACUUAAAAAAUUCACCUAGAUAUGGACAAAUACUACCUUUUCAAAUUCUUCAAGGCUAUUGCCACUCUCAAAGUCUCUGUUCUUUGUGCUCCUAAAUAGCUUUAUCACAUGUGCUUUUGUGAAGAUCACUUUCAGACAAGGGGGCAAUGAAACUUGAUGUUGCCAGAAUGAGUCAUUUUGAAACAAGUGAAGGAAAUGAUGUUGUUGUGCUACAUUUUCAUUCUCACUUGUGCCCUUAAGACCCUUAUAAUAGAUGAGGGUUAUCAUAGAGGAAGAAUGAAUAAGCUCUGUUAAUUUCUGGUGAAUAAGACUUGGAGAAUGUUUGGCAAUGACAAAAGAAAUAAACAGUUCUCACUUA